ACAGAGACCCAUCGACCAUGAACCUUCUCCUUUUACUGAGUCUCCUGAUCUACAGCUCCAUGCAUACAGCUGGGACAGAGACUCUACAUGUGAGGCAGACAGUGGGCUCUCGCGCCACCCUUUACUGUGGAAACCUAACUAACGGUGAAGUGACCUGGAGCAGAGACACCAACGGACAGAGAGUGGACAUUCUGACCACUCAUAACGGACAGACGACCAAACACAUCGCUGAUCCAGACAGACGUUACGGCUCAGGAGCAGAUCUAGCUCUGAUUAUACGCAGAGUGUCUCAGUCAGACGCUGGUAGAUACGACUGCAGUGGAGCUACAGUGGAUCUCAGUGUGACAUCAGGAACCGGCCCAAACAGCAUAACCACACCCAAAACUACAACCACAUCUACACCUACCACAACAGCUACAACUACAACCACAUCUACACCUGCCACACCAGCUACAACUACAACCACUUCCACAGCUAAAAGAAGAGCAGAGGACUGUGAGAUGCCGUAUGACGACGUCUACACUACCAUUGAAUACGACGCCUUUAAUAAAGAACAAACAGGGUCUCCGGCGGGAUCCCUCCAGGGAUACUCCAGCGAGCAUCUGGUGGCCGGGCAUUUACCUAUGGUGCCCAGUUGGAUCCAGCCCGAAGGAGCUACAUGA
Messenger RNA from Pygocentrus nattereri (red-bellied piranha), 662 nucleotides. RefSeq lists its product as uncharacterized. The coding region runs from base 18 to 662 and encodes 214 amino acids. NCBI's taxonomy places the organism in Eukaryota, Metazoa, Chordata, Actinopteri, Characiformes, Serrasalmidae. The transcript has 5 exons. The record is from RefSeq and is a predicted model, not a curated record.